AUGGCUCUGGCUCCAUCCUCGUUGCUGCUCUUCCUAGUCUCGUCGUCGGUGUGGGUGGCCUUAUCCUUACCAUCGCCGGUGGCGGCAGCAGAUGGGCAAGCAGGAGGAGAGCAGUGCCCGCCCUUUUCAUGCGGCGACGUGACCAUCUCCUUCCCGUUUGGGCUCAUCCCGGAGGGCGCCGAGCAGACCAACUGCGGCGCCUGGAUUGGGUUCCAGGUUCGUUGCCAUAACAACAACAUCCCAUACCUCGGAUACUAUCAGAGCGAGUACCACAUGCAGAUCCUCGCCAUAUUCUACCACAACCGCUCCUUGCUCAUCGCCGAUAGACUAGCAUAUUUCAAUAGGUCUAGCCCCGAAGGGUGCCGCAUCCCGACAGCCAACACCUCGUCCCGUCUUGUUCGUCCGUUCUCGAUCAGCUCCGUCAAUCAGAACCUCAUCUUCUACAACUGCAACAAGCCGCCGCCGCCAGGCGCGGGGCUCGUGGAGACGGUAUGCCACAAGAACACGUUUGUUCGUGCCGCCGAUGGGCGUCCCGACGAGUCAGCAGGCAGCUACUUUUUGGAGGACUGCAACGCUACCAUGGUACCGGUGCUCGGGGUGUCCGGCAUGGUGAACGCAACCAACUACGAGCAACUCGUCAGGGAUGGCUUCCUAGCGACAUGGCAGUGGCCACCACCGCCGCCGCCGCCGACAGUGCUGGUCGUUUUAGCCGCACGACUUUCUUGGUCCCGUUGCAUCAUGCAGAUUGCGGCGUGGCGCUGGCGCGUUGGCGUCGCGUCAGUGCUCCCCACUGGAGCGAUCGAGCGUUAUCCUUCCUAUGGAGAUCUUGGUGCUUACUGA
Molecule: messenger RNA, 840 nt
Organism: Miscanthus lutarioriparius
Lineage: Eukaryota; Viridiplantae; Streptophyta; Magnoliopsida; Poales; Poaceae
Source: the annotation of a GenBank genome assembly